Messenger RNA from Gekko japonicus, 3513 nucleotides. Its product is annotated as protocadherin-10-like. Bases 1 to 3513 code for a protein of 1170 amino acids. The transcript has 7 exons. Gene Ontology annotation, molecular function: calcium ion binding. Gene Ontology annotation, biological process: homophilic cell-cell adhesion. Gene Ontology annotation, cellular component: plasma membrane. The record is from RefSeq and is a predicted model, not a curated record. NCBI's taxonomy places the organism in Eukaryota, Metazoa, Chordata, Lepidosauria, Squamata, Gekkonidae.
AUGAUAUUCUUGGCCCGGCCGGGCGCCAGGAUGCAGCUGUGCCAAGGCAUCUCAGCUGUAACCUGCAGCAUCCCCUGCUAUUCCCGACGUUGGUUCUUUGCCCGGUGCUGCCGACGCGCAUCAGUGCUGACCAGCAACACCCCCUGCUGUUUCUGCCCUGGCUACCCACACAGUUCUGACCUACAGUGGGCGGGCAGCGCGGAAGGGGUUAAGCGGUGGGAGACGCUCCGCCAAGGAGCCGGGUGUUCCCAGCAGGUGGCCUCUCCGUCGUUGCUGCUCCUGCUGGCCGGCUGGCUGGCGCCGGGGGCGGGCGGGCAGCUGCGCUACGCGGUGCCGGAGGAGCUGGAGCACGGCGCCUUCGUGGCCAACCUGGCCGAGGACCUGGGCCUGGACGUGGGCCGCCUGUCGGCGCGGCGCUUCCGCACGGUCUCCCGGGCGGGCGGGCGGCAGCACCUGGAGGUCAACCUGGAGAACGGGAUCCUCUUCGUCAACGAGAAGGUCGACCGCGAGGCGGUGGGGGAGGGGGCCGCCGGGGGAGGGGGCGCCGCCGCCGCCUGCCUGCUCCACCUGCAGCUGGUGAUGGAGAGCCCGCUGGAGCUGCACCGCGUGGAGGUGGAGGUGCUGGACAUCAACGACAACGCGCCGCGCUUCCCCUGGCCGGAGUACGUGCUGGAGGUGACCGAGUCGGCGCUGCCGGGCGCCCGCUUCCCGCUGGAGAGCGCGCAGGACCCGGACGUGGGCGCCAACUCCCUGCGCACCUACCGUCUCAGCCCCAACGGCUUCUUCUCGCUGGAGGUGCAGACGCGCAGCGACGGCAGCAAGUUCGCCGAGCUGGUCCUGGAGCGCGGCCUCGACCGCGAGCAGCAGCGCGGCCACCGCCUCCUCCUCACCGCCCUGGACGGCGGCGUCCCCGAGCGCUCCGGCACGGCCCGCGUGGUGGUCACCGUCCUCGACGCCAACGACAACGUGCCGGCCUUCGACCAGUCCUCCUACAGCGUCAGCCUGCCCGAGGACGCGCCCCCGGGCACCCCGGUCGUCCGCCUCAACGCCACCGACCCGGACGAGGGCGCCAACGGCGAGGUGGAGUACUCCUUCAGCGGGCACGCGCCGCCGCGGGUGCGGGAGCUCUUCGCCGUCGAGGCGCGCAGCGGGCAGGUGCGCCUCAAGGGCCAGCUGGACUACGAGCGGGCCAGCCUCCACGAGCUCUACGUCCAGGCCAAGGACCGCGGGCCCUCCGCCGUGGCCGUCCACUGCCGCGUCCUGGUGCACCUCCUCGACGUCAACGACAACGCGCCCGAGGUGGCCCUCACCUCGGUCUCCACGCCUGUCCUGGAGGACGCGCCGCCGGGCACCGUCAUCGCCGUCAUCAGCGUCCUGGACCGGGACUCGGGCGACAACGGGCAGGUGAGCUGCGAGAUCCCCGACGACGUGCCCUUCCAGCUGCGCGCCUCCUUCCCCAACUACUACACCCUGGUGACCACGCAGGCCCUGGACCGGGAGGCGGUGGCCGAGUACAACCUCAGCAUCACGGCGCGGGACCGGGGCUCCCCGCCGCUGGCCACCCGCCAGACGCUCAGCGUCCAGGUCUCCGACGUCAACGACAACGCGCCCCGCUUCCUGCAGCCCUCCUACAGCGUCUACGUGCUGGAGAACAACGCGCCGGGGGCCUCCAUCUGCUCGGUCAGCGCGCGGGACCCGGACGCCCGGCAGAACGCCUACCUCUCCUACUCCAUCGCCGAGGGGCAGAUCCAGGGCAUGCCGGUGGCCACCUACGUCUCCAUCAACUCCGACAGCGGGCACAUGUACGCCCUGCGCUCCCUCGACUACGAGCAGAUCCGCAGCUUCCAGGUGCAGGUGCUGGCCCAGGACGCUGGCUUCCCCCCGCUGGGCAGCAACGUCACCGUCCACGUCUUCGUCCUCGACCAGAACGACAACGCGCCCGUCAUCGUGGCGCCCGUGCCCCGCAACGGCUCGCUGGCCGUCGAGGUGGUGCCGCGCUCGGCCGAGCCGGGCUACCUGGUGGGCAAGGUGUCGGCGGUGGACGCGGACGCCGGGCAGAACGCGCGCCUCUCCUACCAGCUCCUGCGCGCCACCGAGGCCGGCCUCUUCAGCGUGGCCCUCUACACCGGCGAGAUCCGCACCGUCCGCGCCUUCCAGGACAAGGACGCCCCCCGGCAGCGGCUGCUCGUCCAGGUGCGCGACAACGGGCAGCCGCCGCUCUCGGCCUCCGUCUCGCUGCUGCUCUCGCUGGUGGACAGCGUCCCCGAGGUGCUCUCCGACUUCAGCGAGUUCCCGCUGGGGCCCGAGCCCCCCGGGGCCUCGCCCCUCACCCUCUACCUGAUCGUCUCGCUCGGCUCCGUCUCCUUCACCUUCCUGGUGGCCAUCCUCGUCCUCACCGCCGUCAAGUGCCGCAAGGACCGCCUCACCCUGCGCGACUAUUCCUGCGCCCUCCCGGCCGCCGCCGCCGACUGCUGCCGCCGCCGCUCGCCCGCCCCGUCGGACCUCUUCAAGAACGCCAACAACGCCAACCCGCCGGGCGCCGCCGCUGGCAACAAGGCGCCCGCGGGCGGCGGGGAGGGCGGCGCUCUGGCGGGGCCCCCGGGCUACUGCUACAAGGUCUGCCUCACCCCGGAGUCGGCCAAGAGCGACUUCAUGUUCCUGAAGCCCUACGGGCCGGACCCGCCCCGGAACAACGAGAAGGGCCCCGAGAACGGGCCCCCGAGCGCCCGGGGGGCCAAGAACGCGCUGCAGCCCUCCGGCCAGCGAGCCGGCUUUUCCCGGGACGUGACCCCCAUGCUGAGCAGGCCGGCGUCGAAGAGCCUGGCUGCAGGGCCCAAGCCGGGAUUUGCAAAGGCAGCCGCAGCCGGUGGCGCUUUCCGUCCACCAGCCGGCGAGCCUGACGCCCAGAACUGGGAACCCGCGGAGCACGGGCGAGGCGAGCGCUUGGAAAGGCGCGCCGCCUGGCUUGGCCUGGCCUCUCCCCGCAGCUGGUCGACAACUCAAAUGGACUGGGGCCUAUUGCGGAAGCGUAAAGGCUCCCGGUGGCGUUUGAGUGUCAUGACCAUGACGGCGGCCCGUCCCAUUCCUCUUUCCCCUUCUUUGCAGGCGAAACAGCCCAACACGGACCGGCUACCCUCGAAGGCUCAGCAGUCAGCCCUGAAAAGCUCACGAAGCCUAGAAGACGUUGGGGGAGGCCGGCGAGGUGCCCAGAAGGAACACGACAGGCUGCGCACCCUGGUCACUCCGGUGUCUGAGCUCCAGAAGACAUCUGGGCCCCCCAACAGCAUCUGGACCCCUCCAUAUGCCCCCAUGUACACGCAACACACCUCACCCUUGGAUUAUCAGCAUAAUGUGUAUAUUCCAGGGACCCCAACCAUGCCUGCCACCAAGGAUGGGCCCCCUUCUCUGGAUCAGGAGGCCAAGAACAGCUUCUCUACCUUCGGGAAGAGGAAGAAAAUGACUACCUAUUGCGAUACACAUGACAACAUGGUGAUUAACAAUAACCUGAAGUAA